AAGGAAUGCGGAAAAGAGAUACGAAAGCAUACCGAUGAGCUUAAUUUAAAAAUAUGGUAAGUUUUUGGAUGUGAAAUGGACUGGUUCUGAGCCAGCGAGACUCCGCGAUUUUCCGCAGAUCAUCUCGAUUAUUGUUGCCGUGAUACGUGACGGUCUUUUGUUUCGAAGGUAGCUUGGUUUCGAGAAGAGCGAGAUUAGACGACACGGACGAAACGCGACGUUCGAAACAUUCUCGAUUCGACUCUCCGCAUUUCCCAUUGCCACCCAACAACUGCGACAAGAAUGUUCGAAGAACAUUGCGUGCUGCAGUCGAUGCGAUUCCCGCAGAAGCUCUGGCGAAUAGUGAACGAAUGCCAGACCGGGGCGAUACGAUGGGGUGCGAAUGGCGAUACCGUACUGCUCGAUUACAAGAGAUUUCAGACAGAGUACUUGGACGCACGCCGGCCCAUCUUCAAGACGAGCAACAUUACGAGCUUCAUUCGGCAGCUGAAUCUUUACGGUUUCCGCAAGGUGACCUCCCACAGCCGCGAUCCAAUUUGCAAUUCCUACAACCCGCACGUGCACGAGUUUCUGCAUGACAAUUUUCGCGCCGAUCGUGUCGACCUAUUAUCCAAGGUAUGCCGAAAGACCGGUGGAAAGAACAAAUGCUUGCAGUACGAGAUUACAAAAAGCGCGGAGGAGAGUCCGCGAUUACAGGCGAAUUGCGUAUCCCGCUUAAAACUGUGUCAGUUGGCUUUGACUAAAACUUUAGAGCAAAUUAUUCAAGAAUAUCGGCGAGAACACGAAAAAAGACCAAUUGUAAUGCAGAGAGAGGAUAAUAGUCCGAAAAAAAUAACAAACUCCCAAGACACAGUUCCUCUUUUAUACGAGGUCGAAUUUAACAAUGUUCCGAAUCGAAAAUCUGUCCUAGAACGGAAUGAAAAAUAUUCUUCGUUUCUUCCUUCAAACAUCAAUUCGUCCAAAGGCAAAACAAUGUCAUUACCUUGGUAUAUCGCUACGACAGAUAAAUGCAAUCUACAUUUUAACAUUCCAGACAUUCAUUGAAAUUAACUUGAAACUGCUGGUUUUAAUGUUUCCUCUUAAGCAAUAUUCACAUUACUUAUGAUAAAGUUUCCUAAUGUGAUAUGUAUUUUCGAUCUGUUAAAUUAAUUUAAUAUAAUGUGACAAUAAAACUAGUUAUCACAUAUACACGCAUUAAUAAAAUAUGUAAAUGUUUAUGUUAUAAUUUUAAAAGGAUUGUAAGAUGUUGACAAUGUUGACAUGUAAAACAAAUAAAAAAUAGCAAGAUCUGUCUUUAUGUAAAUAUAGUCAACAUUAUCAUCAUUAUCAACAAUAAAAAUAGAGAGCUUAAAAUUUUAUUUAUUUUAUGGUAAAUAAGCUAACCAUAAUUCUUUAAUCAAAAAGCAUUAUAUAUAUAUAUA
Formica exsecta is the source of this 1421-nucleotide messenger RNA. RefSeq names its product heat shock factor protein 2-like. The record is from RefSeq and is a predicted model, not a curated record. Bases 283 to 1044 code for a protein of 253 amino acids. Gene Ontology annotation, molecular function: DNA-binding transcription factor activity; sequence-specific DNA binding. Gene Ontology annotation, biological process: regulation of DNA-templated transcription. NCBI's taxonomy places the organism in Eukaryota, Metazoa, Arthropoda, Insecta, Hymenoptera, Formicidae. The transcript is spliced from 3 exons.